AUGCGCCUGCUGGACACCAAGACUGGACAUUUUGUCGAAAAGGAUCCCAAGGAGACAGAAUACGCCAUUUUGUCACAUACAUGGAGGAGUAGGGAGCAGACGUUUGACCAAUUGCAGCUCGCCGACUCUUCUAUCCUGGACGACCCGGAACUGUCACGGAAGGUUCGGGGCGCGUGCCGGGUGGCGCGCGACGCUGGGUACGAUUACCUCUGGAUUGACUCGUGUUGCAUCGACAAGACGAGCAGCACUGAGUUGUCCGAGUCGAUCAACUCCAUGUACCUAUGGUACGGCCUUUCAAAGGUCUGCUACGCAUAUCUCGCCGACGUCCCGUCCGGCGAAGAUCCCCGUGCAGAAGACUCCGCCUUCCGUAAGAGCCGAUGGUACUCGCGCGGGUGGACACUCCAGGAGCUCAUCGCGCCGCAUAGGGUGAUCUUCCUUUCCAAGGACUGGGACACCAUCGGAACGAAGCAUACACUCGUUGACGUCGUCGAGGAGAUGACCGGAAUUCCAUGCGAGGUGCUAUCGCACAUGAAGCCUCUCGACGAGUUCAGCGUAGCCCAACGACUCUCGUGGGCUUCCCGAAGGCAGACGACCAGGGCCGAAGACCAGGCGUACUCGCUUCUCGGAAUCUUCGAUAUCAACAUGCCUCCGCUGUAUGGCGAGGGCGACCGCGCUUUCCGUCGGCUGCAAGAGGAGAUUGUGCGGCGAUUCCCAGAUCAGAGCCUGUUCGCAUGG
Dichomitus squalens LYAD-421 SS1 is the source of this 735-nucleotide messenger RNA. RefSeq names its product HET-domain-containing protein. The transcript has 2 exons. The annotation marks the transcript as partial. The record is from RefSeq and is a predicted model, not a curated record. Lineage: Eukaryota; Fungi; Basidiomycota; Agaricomycetes; Polyporales; Polyporaceae.